UUUCUCUUUGAACACCAAAAACAAGCCCUUUUUCUUUUUCCGUCUCUCAUUUCUCAUUUCUUUUCUCUUUUUCUCCCCACCAUGACAGACAGGGUUUACCCAUCAUCCAAACCAGCGGCAAAUGGCGGCGCAGCCCCAGCCACCACCGCUAACCCUUCCUUUCCAGCCACUAAAGCCCAACUCUACGGAGCCUCCCGCCCUCUCUACCGCCCACAAGCCAACCGCCAUCGCUACCGCCGCUCCUGCUGCUGCUCUUGUUGCCUUUGGACCAGCGUAGCCAUCCUCCUACUUAUCCUCCUAGCCGCCAUAGCCGGUGCUAUUCUGUACGUUCUUUACCGCCCUCACCGCCCGACUUUCACAGUCUCCUCUCUCAAAAUCUCAACUCUUAACAUAACUUCCGGUUCCAAGCUCAUCACCAACAUCAACCUCAACGUCACAGCCAAAAACCCUAACAAAAAACUCGUCUACACCUACGACCCCAUCACCAUAUCUCUUAUUACAAACGACGAUAUCGAUAUUGGGGAUGGUUCGUUCGGUUCCUUCGUGCAUGGCACCAAGAACACGACGCUUUUGAAAGCUGCCAUAACUAGCAACCAAGAACUCGAUGACACGUCAGCGGGCAAGUUAAAGACUGCUUUGAAUAGCAAGAACGGGCUGCCAUUAAAGAUAAAGCUGGUCACUAAAGUGAAAGCGAAGAUGGGAGCAUUGAAGACACCGAAGCUUGGUAUUAGGGUUAUUUGUGAAGGGAUUAAAGCUACUGCUCCGAAGGGGAAAUCAGCAACCACAGCUUCCACUUCUGAUGCAAAGUGUAAGGUUGAUUUGAGGAUUAAGAUCUGGAAAUGGACUUUCUGAUGAGAGGAGAGAAGGAAUGAAGAAGAAAAAGGUUUGAUGUUUAUUUUAUUUUUUGUCUUCGUAUUUUUUUUCUUAAAUUUUGCGUUAUUCUAUUUUUUUUCUUGAGUGAUGAUAUGUUUUGUAAAUUUGGUGAUUCACUGUAAUAAUAGGAUAUACUAGAAAUUUGUAAUGUAUACUUUUGAUUUUUGUUUUUUUUUCCAUUUUUUUUUGUUUUUGUUUUUGUUGUUAGUCCUUUGUUCAUUAGUGUACAAUUUCUCUUUUCCAUUGGGCAA
Messenger RNA from Theobroma cacao (cacao), 1124 nucleotides. Its product is annotated as Late embryogenesis abundant (LEA) hydroxyproline-rich glycoprotein family. The record is from RefSeq and is a predicted model, not a curated record. Lineage: Eukaryota; Viridiplantae; Streptophyta; Magnoliopsida; Malvales; Malvaceae. Gene Ontology annotation, cellular component: plasma membrane. Gene Ontology annotation, biological process: defense response to other organism.